CAUUUGGAUUAAAAGGGCAACCUGGAGAGCGGCAGCAGCAAAGAUGAGUGAGUCAUUCCCUAAAGCUACAGACUAAGGGCUUUUCCAGGUGUGGAGUCCACCGAUAAGGAGUUUGGAACCAGCAAGCCAGGCAGUGAGAGGACUGAACUUGCUCGACGCUCCACUUUGUGACCUAGCUUUCCUCAGGAUGUUUCUGAGCUUCAUCCUGUUGUGUUCAAUGAUGCCACCAAUGUUUGUAUGGUACAGCCUGCAACUACUGACUUUUCAAUGCCUUCAGCUCCAUGCUCUUCUCUGUUCUAGGGAGUCUCUUCUAACUAGAGAGAUGAUAGCGCUGCCUUGUACUGAAGUCUAGUAGUUAGAGCAAGGUGCUGGGAGUCGACUCUGAGAGUCUCUUCCUGAGAGUCUGCUGUCAACUCACUGUGUGACUUUGGGUAUGUCACUUACCACCUCUGGCCUCAGUUCCCCACUCUAGAAAAUGAGGAGAAUGCAGGGGGUUUGUGAGGCUUCAAUCAUCAAGAGUUGUAAUGCCUGUUGAGAUUCUUGGAGGAAAAGAUACUUUAUAAGAGUAAAGCGUUCUGAUUAACAUUCGUGUUACCUAACAAGGGCUCGCCAGUUAGUUCACUCCUGGCUGAAGAAAAGAUGAAAGGAGAUGAACGCUGUUUGCACUCGUUUCAUUUCAUACAGGCCUGAUGCCCUUAAGCUGUUUAAACAGACUCUCUGCAGCGAUAGCUGGAACGGUGACCGUGUGAUUCCUCAGCGCCGGGGGCAGCGUGCCUCGCGGCACAUUAACCCAGUGAGUGCUCAGAAGGGAGAGCUGCCUGCCACCUCACAGCAGCAGCAUGUCCCACCUUGUGGUGCGCGGCCGACGGAUCAACUGGACUCUGGUGCUGGUGGUGGGGUAUCUCUUUUACCUCCUCCUGGGGGCCAUGGUGUUCCAGCUGCUGGAGAAGCAAGCAGAGGCCCAGUCUCGGGACCAAUUCCAGCUGGAGAAACUCAAGUUCCUGAAGAACUACACGUGCUUGGACAAGCAAGCCCUGGAGCAGUUUGUACAGGUCAUCCUGGAAGCAUGGGAGAAAGGGGUCAACCCAGAAGGAAACUCUACCAACCCCAGCAACUGGGACUUCAGCAAUUCUUUCUUUUUCGCAGGAACCGUUGUCACAACUAUAGGUUACGGUAACUUGGCCCCCAGUACGGUGGCUGGGCAGGUGUUCUGUGUGUUUUAUGCCUUGUUUGGGGUGCCGCUUAACCUGGCCUUUCUCAAUCAGCUGGGGAAAGGACUCAAUGCACACCUGAUCACUCUGGAGAGAUGGGUGCACAAGCCAGGCCGUGCUCGGGUAGUGCAGACACUGGCAUUGGCCCUCUUUCUGACCGCCGGGACCUUGCUUUUUCUAGUAUUCCCACCUAUGAUCUUCAGUUAUGUAGAAGGCUGGAGCUAUGGAGAAGGCUUCUACUUCACCUUCAUCACCCUCAGCACCAUUGGAUUUGGGGAUUAUGUAGUAGGCACAGAUCCUAACAAGCACUACAUCUCGAUGUACAGGAGCCUGGCGGCAAUUUGGAUUGUUUUUGGCUUGGCCUGGCUCGCUCUGGUCUUUAACUUGGGAGCUGACCUGAUGGAAAAAUUCCUUCAGUUAAAGUGGCACAAGCCUGGCACAGCAGAAGAAGCCAUUACCAAGAUGGAGGAUGACCCUGAUCAACCCAGAAUCCACAUACCUAGCUGAGAGAGGCUCAUGGAGAGCACUUUAGAAAGAGCAAGGCUCCCCUGCUCCUGCCUCAUACACACCAAGCAAGCUUUCUGGGUAAGAGAUUGCUGGAUCUAAACCACAGGCUGCAGACUAUCUCCAAGGGAGAAGAUAUUUUCAGAAGAAAGGAAAGCCCUUCAUAGUGUAAAGGCAGCAGCUGAAUAAAAACCCCUUUGAGGGAGUGGAACUGUAAAACAAACAUCCCAGUAUUCAGCACUCACUUUCCACUCAACGACUCCCUGGUGCAAGUUCUCCUGAAAUAAUUAGUUACCAUCCCUCUGAUUUGAUCUUUAGCUACUGGAAUUGAAUUCUGUUAAAUCCAUCCACAGCCUCACAGUGAGGGUGGGAAUACCUGACAUCAAGAGAGCUGAGCUGAAUUUCACUUCCAAGCAGACACAAUGAGAAAAACAGGACCAGGCCUGGCCACCUGUUUAACCACAUUCAUCAAAUGAAGCUUUUUCUGAAACCUCUUGGCAGAUUUUGUCCUACAUAUUCAGUGGUUACAUUUCUAUCAUUGUCCAGCUGGGCUGAAAAGCUUCUCCUUAAAAUUGCUUAGAAACACUGUGUCCAUUCCAGAGCUGUCUGCACUCUAAGAACUUCAUCUGGAAUAAACAGGCAUCUGAUACCAAAUUCUGAUCUCCCAAGUCCCUUGAUGAUACCAGUCCCUUGCUCAGUGACUAUUGCUGCAAGCAGACUUCCUUAUUUCCUGCCAGUUCAGAAAUCCUCUGCCAAGGUGUGGUACCUGCUUUGGGCCCAUUCAUUAAGAAACUCUCAUGGACUAUGUGAAGUCAGUACUGUCCAUUCAGUCCUAAGCAAAACUGGCCGACUCCUCCCAUUCCAAAUCCUGCUCUCUGUUACAUGCAUGGCAUUAGUUGGUGAGAACAAGGAGUCUGAUUUUCUCACAACUGCUGUCAACCAAGAGUAACAGCUCUUACAUCAGUCAAGGAGGUGGAAAAGCAAAACAAAAGCCACACGUGUGGAACGAUCCUGUCGUUGAACAGUAGAAAUAUGGGUCCCACGUACAACAAACUUUAUAAAGAGUUAAUCAAUAACGUCUUCUAUAGAUAUGCUUGUAACCAUUAUGACAUAUGCUACUUCUGUAUGUGCAAUGCUAAUAACAUAUAUUAAUAAUUUAUUAACCCUUUAUAAGCCUGUUAUAAAUGGAACCUUCAUGGACAGUGUGCCCAAAAUACAACCUGACUGACAGAGUUAA
Messenger RNA from Chrysemys picta bellii (western painted turtle), 2952 nucleotides. RefSeq names its product potassium two pore domain channel subfamily K member 16 (gene KCNK16). Gene Ontology annotation, biological process: stabilization of membrane potential; potassium ion transmembrane transport. Gene Ontology annotation, cellular component: plasma membrane. Gene Ontology annotation, molecular function: outward rectifier potassium channel activity; potassium ion leak channel activity. NCBI's taxonomy places the organism in Eukaryota, Metazoa, Chordata, Testudines, Emydidae. The record is from RefSeq and is a predicted model, not a curated record.